Drosophila gunungcola (fruit fly) is the source of this 6104-nucleotide messenger RNA. Its product is annotated as proline-rich protein 36. Bases 1762 to 5097 code for a protein of 1111 amino acids. The record is from RefSeq and is a predicted model, not a curated record. The transcript is spliced from 9 exons. NCBI's taxonomy places the organism in Eukaryota, Metazoa, Arthropoda, Insecta, Diptera, Drosophilidae.
AUUGACUGGUUCGAUUGUUUAGUCAGACGUUUUAAAUAAAUUACACAUGCUACUGGGUAAACAAACAUUCGGCAUUGAAGCAACUCAAGCAAUUAGACAUUUGGACAAUCGAAACUCGUAUUCGAAUUUCUCAAAUAAACAAGUCUAUAAAAGAGCACCAUUUUUUCUCUUGCCCACCCACCCUUCUAGAAUGCAGACGAAUGUUUUUAAAAUUCUUGUUUGACACGUUUUGACAUAAUGUUUUUAAAGCGAGACAGUUUCAGUGUCUAAUAAAUGAUUUAUUGAGUGGGCCUCGCUUCGAAAUUCGAAAAUAUUUAUUUCGCAUAAUAGGACUUGUCGUCUUAGCGACUGUGGGCUUUACAAAUGGUAUGCCUCUUGGGGCCAUGGCCUGUGCAACGUGUAGGUGCUUUAUUCGUAUUUCUCCGAAUUUCGUUCGAUUUCCAUUUGCCCAAUGCUAAUGUACAAAUCGCAGAAUGCCCCCGAAGGGCAGCCAGGUAAUAUUUAUCUCCACCCGCCCCCAAUGAGCUCACAUUUAAUACGUGGUCGGAGGUAAACACGCACACGAAUCGUAUCUGCCGACAUGUCUAAUAGGAAAUUGGCCAGAAGCGGCUAACUAUUUGAGUUUCCCUCUGUUCCUCAGAUCUGGUGGUGUAGCGUAACACUAGAACGCCCGGACUUGUAUAAAAUAAACAGGCGAAGGUACAAUAAAUUGAGGCAAACUUAUUUGUGUGUGUGCGCGAACAACAAAAGUACAAGAAAAUACAAAUAUCGAACACAAUGGAAACAAUAAUGUGCGAAACGAUUGGAAAUGCGCCACAGUCAGUCGCUGACGCUGUCUCCACCGACGUUGCCCUCUCAGUCUCAGUCUAUAUCUCUAUAUCUCUGGCCCAGUCCGGUCAGCGUCCGAUUCUCAGUCAGACGCAACCGGCUAGCCGGAGGGCCAACAACAAGUCGCAAGAGCAAACAGGAAAUCGAUUGGAAUUAUCGAAAUAAUCGUUUAAAAUAUUUAAAUCGAAUCUGAGUCAUUUUUUUAGUACUGCAUCCGGCUUGCUUCUGCCAACUUUUAAUAAAAAUAAAUUGAUUCCAAAUACCCCCAAGCGCAUUGAUGUAAUAAUGUAAUCUAAUCAAUGUUUAUUUUCUGUUUUUUUCUCUUCAACAUUUAAAACAGUUCAUUAGGAUUAACUUAGCUAGCGAAAUGAUUGAAAUAAAUGUAUCGAUAACCCUCUUUCUUUAAUUAUUCUGUUCGUAUAGUAACAAGAGUGUGGUAAAAAGUGUUAGGCUUACGAAAAUACCUUGGUUUGGUAUCCAAACAGGUGACAAGUGUUAAAGUGCAAUGUGCUAAUUAUGUCACACGGGGCGUAUGCGUGAUGUUGAAAGCCAAUAGCAAGUAAAAGCCAAAGUAAAAGGCGCAAACGGCAAACAGAAAUUCAAAAAGAAGAAAGUGGAAAAGGAAAAGGUCUAAACGGCCAUUCAAUACUUGUUGAAUUAUUAGCUGUGUUUGAGUGUUUGAGUGCGGUUGUGGAAAUAAAACAAAUGUCAACUGCCAAUGCCCCGAGAGUGUAAAGGGAAAUAUGUGAAAAAUACAAGCCGAGUGCCAGGGGAAUCCAUGGAAAACGAAAAUGAAGUGUCAGCGAUUUGGGAUGAAAUUAUCAAUUGGCCAAGCUGCUGCUGAAAUGUGAUUUAUCCACCUGCCUGCGGGUGAGGUGUUCUGCGAGCGGUGUGUUAAGUGUGUGCGUGUAGACAACAAAGGGAAAUAAUGUCAUGCAUUGGCUCGACGGCAUUUCUUUGGAUGACAAUUUAAUUAGCGGACGCGCCAGCGGCAGCAACGGCGACAACAGCGACGGCAAUCAGCGGAAAUCAACGCAGUCGAGCUCAUCGCCCACCAAAGCAAAACGAAGACGUCAUGCACACUUUAAGCUAAACAGCAGAUUGGACAGAAAGUCAUCUCGUGGCAUGAUAUACGAAAAUGAGGAGCUCAGGCUGCGCACCAUUAACAUUAAUGCAGAAGUGGAACGAGGGCAAUCGGACAUCAAACGCCUGCGGCGGGAAAAUGAGCAUCUGCGUCGGGAAAUCUGGACUUUGCGGGACGAGUGUGACAGGCUUAACAAACGCUUCAAGGCGAAGCUCAGCGAACACGAAUUCGGAGGGUGCAGGGGCAGCGGGGGCAGUGGCGGCACCUGCCACGCCUACCGCUGCAGCGGCGGAGGCGGCGGGCGUGGGAGCGGAGGUUGUGAUGUAAACAGUGAUGACUCUGACUCAUGUGAUACGUGUCGCGGGGCAGACGACGGCCACUGCAGCGACGAGUGCUGCCAGGAGGGAGGAUCCUGUGCGCCGCUUAAGCCCCCACUUCCGCCGGAAGUGCCCAGCCACCCGUCUCCAUCGAAGAACGAGGAGGGUGGCAGCCAGAUCAAGGAGCAGCAGCCCAUGCACUUCGAUCACCUGUCGGUAGUCUCCGAGGAGACGCUGAGCAACCCGGAGCUGAUGCUCGUCCAGCAGCAGGAGCACCUCACGAUCUGCCCGCCAGACCCCAACGGAUCGCAGAGCACGCUGCCCGGCAUGAUGGGACCGCUCACACCGCUCACGCCCAUCGAACUGGUGGCCAACCAGCUGAACGACCUGCAGGCCAUGGUGCCACCAUUGUCCUACUUCGAGAACAUCCUGUCGCAGCAUAUGGGCGCUCGCAACGCGGCCCAAACGCCCUCUCCGGAGUUGGGCACCAGUUCGAGCACCACCACCGGCCAGACGAUGCGCCACACGAAUGGCUGGGACUACAACCUGCAGUCGCCCUUCACGCAGCGCAAGUACUCCGAUCUGUCAUCGCCGUCCCGCUCGCCGCCGCCACCUGUCAACACGAUGACCACCUUCGUGCCCACGUCCACCCUGCAGACGAUGCCCAAGAUCGCCCUGAAUGCGCCACCGCUACAGGCGGAUGGUGGCGACAUCGAAACAGUGGCCAUCACCACGAAUGCCACGCAACAUGCGCUCAACAGUCCCAAGCACUUCUUUGCGCCGAUCAAGCCGCGUUUGAAGCUCAACACCAAGUUGGCCAAUCAGGGCCAGGACCUGGAGCAGGACGACCUUCCGCCGGGCUCUCCGCCGCCACCUCUGCGAGAUCCCCCGGAUAUUUUCGUGAACAACGCCCUGGCCUCGCCCUAUCAGCGACGGGUGUCCCCACAUGUAAGUCCUCGUCACCGGCGCUCCCCCGCUCACUCGCAUUGCCACGCCCACAGCAACCAGCGCAGCCGCCAACGUCCACAGCCCGCCCACUGCUCCCUGCACCGGGCGGUGGUGGACGUGGCAGCUGCCGUUGGACUGGGGGAGGUGGGUCCGCAUCCGGGCUCCAGUGUCCUGGACAUAUACACCGCCGCUCUGGCGGCAGCCGCUGCCGCCCGGUGCUCUCCUCUUCCGACGGCCAGAUGCCCGGAUCCCGUCUAUGCCACAGCACAAAAGCCCGGCCAGAGCACGUGCAUCUCGGCCACGGCCUUUACACAGCCGGUGAUGACCAUCACCACCCAUUCCACAAAGACCACCACUUCGCCACUGAGAUUGGCCCACAAGGCGAGGGCCGCUGGCGGGGCCAAGAGGGUGGCCAAGUCCGCCGAGAACGUCAGUCAGACGGAUUCCGUGAACUUGGAGUCGAUCCUCAACGACAUCGAGACCAUUUCGGAGGACAUACUGGCCAUUCAGCUGGAGAAGAGCAAGUCGCGCGACAACCUAAGCCACAAUCACAACAGCAAGGACGACGAUCGGGCGAAGAAACCCUAUCGCUCCGAGAUGAAUCUGUAUCUGCAGUACGACGGCACAAAUCCGACCAUUUCGCCCGCCACAACGGCAACGGAAAUCGGAACGUCUGCUCCGGCGGUCACCACGUCCAGUGAGUCGGGAAAUAGUGGGAGCGGUAAAUUAGUGCGACGCACCCGAUCCCUGGAGAGGGAGCACACCGACAGUCCUGCCCCGCACAUUCCGGACCCCAUGGCUCCCUUUCCCGACAAAUGCACCUAUCUGGGAUUCGAGCAGAUGAACCAGGCAGCAGCAGGGGCGGGGGUUCCUCCUCAAUCACCGAAUGGCCAGAGGCCGCCCAUCGCAGCCAAGCCGAACGUUCCACUUAAGCCACCGCCCCCGUUGCCACCUGCCCGCAGGCCAGCCAUGCCCACAGAACCACCGCCCCCGCCUCCAGCCACCUCCGCUUCCGGCGUAGUCGGCCUGCCGCCCAACAAGAGUCACCUGUACAAGUCACUCGCCUCGGCGGCGGCCAAAAGGGCCAUCUUCCGCUCCUCACCAUCGCAGCUAACCAGAUCCUUGGACGUGGACCUCACGGGAGCAGAUGGGGAGGCGGGCAUUGAACAGGCAGCUGCUGGAAAUAUGGACGAGUUGGCGAGGCGAAAAGCGCGACGCGUGUCCAUUGUGUGUGGAUCCGGACAGGGUGGCCAGCAGGAUGAGGUGGCCCCGCCCGUGACCACCGUGCCCAUGUCUACCGCCAGUUGCGUGGACCUGAGCACCGUGCUCGCCCACCCGAGCGUGAAGGCCUUUAAAAUGAGUCACAGCACGCCCAGUUCGCCGCAUUCCUCGCGUCGUCGCACCAACAGCAACACGAUGGCUCCUCCUCCGGCAGUGCCGGCGGGUGGUGGUCACCCCGAGGUCGGGGCAACUUCGUCGGCGCCGCCCAGCACCUCCCACCAUCACCACCAUCGCAAGGAGGGCAGUGAUCCGGUUCCCAUGACGGCCACUGUCAGCCGCACCAAGUGCUCCAGGCGGCAUUCCGAGGGCACCGUUCACACCGUCCACCGGAACAGCGCAGCCAGCGGCGGCGGAGGAGGGGGAGGAGGAGGCGGUGGCCACCACCAUCACCACAGCCACCACCAUCCGCACAGCGGGAUGGUGAUCAGCAGCAACCCGCACCACAGCCACCAUUCCCACCAGGACAGCAACCACGAGACGGUCACCUCGCUGUCCGAUCGCAACUCCAAUAGUUUCGCCUCCUCGCGCGAAUCCUCCACGAGCUUCAGCAUGCGCUCCAAUCGCCGGAAGAUUUCGGUCAGCUCGCACACGGGCGGCAAGAUUCCGUGGUGCGGCUGCUGGGGCAACGGUUGCCUCUAAAUUGGGGGAGGGGGAGGGUAAACUCAUCUACCGUCCAGGAAGAAUCUCAGUGUAAUUCACUUAGCUGGCUGUUUUUAGUUAUCUAUAGUUUUCAUGCAACUUCCUAAAUUACAAAUAAGAACUAAUAUCGAACAGUCAUUACGAAAUUAACAUGUACGAUAUUUGUUUUCUCGAAUAAAACUGAUAAAUGCAGUCAAAGAGAUUAAGAGAUCUCCGAAAAGUUUUAAAAUAACUCCAACAAUUUGUAUAAGCAAAGAUGGCAACUUAGAUGGCAACUUUCUAAUAAGAAAUAAAUAAAACAAUGACUUAUUCAGUUGUUUUUUUAACUUCGUAGUUCUGUUCAAAAAUAUUAAAUCAUUAUUGAUUGUAUCGCCUAUUCAUUUUUCAUUUUAAUACUAAUUAAUUUCUUAAUUUUUCACGUCUAGUAAACCAAUCGACCUAAAAAAAAUUAUUAAGAUUAAAGCGCUUUUAUGAUAAAAAGUUGUCUCAAUCCAGAAACUCAUAAGUUAAAAAAUGAUUGAUAUCAUUUCAAGCAUAAUCCACUCAGUUUUUGUUUUCGAUUUACGUCUUUAUUGACUGCAGCUAAGUGGAAUUACACUGUAUUUCAUUAAUGAGUGUACAUUUCUAGAUCCUCAAAUAUGCAAUUUAUGUGUUUGUAUAUGGCUUAGAAAUUGUUUAAGAAAAACAACCCAGCAAUUUGUUUCUAGAAACUAGGUACAAAAAGAGUUUUAAAAAGUUUAAAAUUUAACCAACUUAAUCCGAUAUUAAUCCUGAACUUUGUUGUACAUAUUCUAAUAGAAACGAUUAAGUUGUAGCAUUUAAAUGUUGGUCUCGAAAACUAAGUCAUGUAAAUGGUAUAAUCAAACCUAUGUUUUUAUAAUUGUUGCUUAAUUGGGAAUGAACAGAAAUCAGAAAUAUAAAAUAGAAAAUUAUUUAUGGUAUUUACUAGACCUGAUUAAAUUAUAAUAAAGCAAAUUAAGUAGAACUUAAACCUUAAAACAUUUGAA